AUGUCAAAAAACAUUAUUAACGCUAAGCGCAUUGCAACUAUCAACAAUUAUAAUAUACAAUACAACACUGUCGAGAGCUUAGAGACCACUGUUAAUAAAAACAGAAGAAGCAAGCGUGUUAAGACAAAAAAGAGUGUACCAGCUGAGAAGGAUACUAUAUCUGAAGGCUUCACACAAUCAGUGGCCUCAAUUAUCAAAGAAAGGGCCAACUCCAUAUAUCUCGACAAAGCAUAUCACAAACUUGAUAAUGCAUCAAAAAACACAAUUAGUAAUGGCUUCAAUAGCAUCCUUGAUUUGUCUGAUAACAACGAAGGCAAAAAUUCACAAAAAUCAUUUUUCACUGAAGAUCAGUGGAAAACUUUGAAUGACCUUUGGAACAAAAAGAAAUCAUGGAAACCGCUCCCAAGUGGUAUUUCUUUCGAGCUGAAGGAAAUUGAGACAUUGGCAAAAACCAAUAUAAAGUCUGCCUAUGUGAAGUCUUUGGAGAUGCAAGCGAAGUAUGCUUUUAGUGAAAAUGAAGAAUACUUCAAAGUUUACUCUUCCAUUUUAUCAACCAUUCAUCAUAACAAGAAUAUCUUGAAUUUGGGUGUUAAAAACAAAAUGUAUACGGAGGAGGAUUACGUUGUCAACGUUUGGUCUCCAAUUUUGUCUGCGGGGGAGUCAGUCUCUGCUGAUUCAUCUGAAUCUAAAAAAAAUAAUGACCACACGAAAAAAGGUACCAUUGGCGAUAAGGUCGACCUGAGAGUUUGUACCAGGUCAGCAAGUGGAAAAAUAGUUGACUUGUUGAACUUCGAGUUCUCAAACAAUAUGGCAGACAACAAGAUCUUUACCGAUCAUAGAAAGACUCUUUGCGAAGCCAAGACAGUCGCAGACAAGUUUUACAGGAGUCCACUUAUCAAGAAGAGAACUAAAAAAAACUUGAGAUCGUACUCCGUGCAAAUAGCCCAGGUAGAAGGCCAGAUAACCUCUUUACGGUUAAUGGACAACGGCCUAUAUGUGGCAACAAAAAUUGGGUCGUUGAGACUACCUACAUCAGGCCAUGAGCUUCGCUAUGCACGUGUAGUUUUGGAGAGGUUGUACGACCUCAAGGAUUCUGCAGCAGCUUUGGCAGCCAUCUACUCUUCUAUGGAGCACGAAGAGAUGGCGCGUAGAAAGUCGUUGGCGACACACCUGAACAAUCAGCGCUCACCAUAUGAUGACGACUUGAGUGAUGGCGAAUCUGCCCAUAGCGAAAAAGGAAAAGACUUUGUAACAAUUAUUCUACAUUUUUAUGAGAAAAAGGAAAUCAUUCCUAUUUUUAUUGUAGUUUAUAGCUUCGCUAUUCAUUACUAACAGCUGUAAAUCAUUCGAAGGAGUGUUGCUGUUAUUAUUUAAAUAAAUGCAGUAAACAUAUAUUUUUUGUUUCGA
This is a messenger RNA of Cokeromyces recurvatus, 1407 nucleotides long. RefSeq lists its product as uncharacterized. Lineage: Eukaryota; Fungi; Mucoromycota; Mucoromycetes; Mucorales; Mucoraceae. The coding region runs from base 1 to 1332 and encodes 443 amino acids. The transcript is spliced from 9 exons. The record is from RefSeq and is a predicted model, not a curated record.